AAAGAAUUCAACGCCUGCAGGCGAUGACCGGCGGGAGAGAUGUACGGAACGACUAAAAGAAGUUUUGUUUUAUUUGUAAAUAGUUCAUAGAAAUAACUAGAUCAAGUAGUUAACUCGAUUACGCUCGCGAAGGUUCUGAGCGCUAAGAUAAAUACUUACUUAUGUGUGUGUAUAGAUAUAGAUAUAGUUUAAGUAUGUACCUAGGUACCUACUAGUUGUUCGAGCACCUACCUACUUUAGUAAUAAUAAUAAAUAAAUAGUGACAGGAAGUGAGGAGGCCAGCGCCAUCUAGUAGGAAAUAGCAUAACGAAGUAGAACAAUAGUGCACUAAAUAGACCAUGUAGUUCACCUACUCGACAACAGAUGGCAGCCCCAUCUAGAACAUUCUACUUCUUAUGAGUCUUUUCUAGAGCUUCCUGGAAUUCUCUAUCUUCGGUAGAGAUUAGUAUAAAAGGCAGACGCCAACACCCCACAGCAAGUCAGUUUAAUAGAAAGAGUGAAACAGUAAACAUCUCCAGUGAAUUGUGAACAAUAAUACCAGUGUUUUAUUUCGAAGACUCAACAGGCUAAUAUAUAGCUACCUCUACGUCAGUGGCAUUUCCUCAUCUUCCUGAAGAACCAAACAGGUGCAACCGCCACUUCCUUCGCACCGUAUAGUAAUAGUCCAUGAAACGGUCGAAGUGAUCCGCACAAAUUAACACUAAUUUCGACAACCAGGAGCAAUUAUGGAUGACUUGCCAUAUCAAGCAGAAUACGCUAAAUCAGGGAGAGCAAAAUGUAAAGGAUGCAAAGAAAAGAUAGAGCAGGGGACCUUGCGAAUAGCUGUGAUGGUGCAGUCAGCAAUCUAUGAUGGGAAGCAGGCCAACUGGCACCAUGAAGAGUGUUUCUUCAAGAAGCAGCGUCCUAAAACUGCUCUUGACAUUGGAAGGCUUAACACACUGCGGAAUGAUGACCAAAAGAGAAUUACUAAAGCCAUAGAGGAAUACACUGGGAUUGUGUUGCCGGUUGCAAAAGGGAAGAGUAAAGCAGCUAAGCGAGCCAAUGCAGAAGCUUCAGCAAGCAUGGCCGCCAUCAAGGACUUCUUUAUUGAAUAUUCCAAGUCAAGCCGGGCUACAUGCAGAGUUUGUGAAAUAAAGAUUUGUAAGGACGAAGUAAGAAUAUCCAAGACAGUGUAUGACACAGAAGUGGGGCAGAAGUACGGAGGGCAGCCGCUGUGGCAUCAUGUGAAGUGUUUCGCGGAGGCCCGGGCAGAGCUGCUGUACAUGGCCGGGGGGGAGGACCUGCCUGGCUUCAAGGUGCUCAAGAAGGAGGACCAGGCCAUGGUGAAGCAGGAGUUGAAGCCUUUCAAAGUGGAAGAAGUCCCAGUCAAAAGGUUGAAGGAGGAGCCAAAAGACGAAAAAGACAUAAAGGAGGAAAAAGACUUAGAGAAGAAAUUGAAGAAACAAAACACUUUGUACUACAAGUACCAUGACGGCCUCAGCGACUGCAGCAAGAAGGAUCUGCAGGCCAUUCUAGAAGCAAACUCACAGGAAGUGCCUCCAGGCAUUGAUGAGACUUUUCAGCCUAUAAUUCGCAUCGCUGAUAUGAUGGCAUUCGGAGCGCUGGAGCCCUGCGACGUCUGCAAGCAAGGACAGCUCGUGCUCGGCACCAAUGGAUACACUUGCUCAGGUAACGUCAGCGAAUGGACGAAAUGUACACACGUGACCCAAGAGCCGAAAAGGAAGCCUAUGAAAGUACCUAAAGAAUUUAAAAAGAUGCCAAUAUUCCAAAAGUUUAAGCCGAAAGUGGGAGUAAGAUUGUUCCAGGCCGCGCCGCCCCCGCCGCCGCUACUUAUUAUCAAGAAGGAAGAGUCUGCCGAAAAUGGAGUAAAGAAAGAGCGCCGCAUCCCGCCGCUGAAAAACCUGCAGUUCUUCAUUUGGGGCCGCGGACUGAAGGGCAAGGAGGAGCUGAAGCACCGCAUAUUGAAGCUGGGAGGGCUGGUAGUGUCCAAGCUGACUGAUACAGUCGCUGCUGUGGUGUCGACGAAGAAAGAUCUAGAGAACAUGGCGAGCAAGAUGUUGGAGAUACAGGAGAAGGAUAUUGAGGUUGUUGAAGAGAGUUUUAUUGAUUUAAUCGAUCCUGAGACCGGUACUAUUGCCAGAUCAAUUGAACUUAUCAAGGAAAACAACAUAGCUGAUUGGGGCUCUGACCCGGCAAAGCGCAUUCCUCAAGAUGUGAUGGACGGCAAGUCUAUCCCUAAAUCAGGCAGCAUGUAUGUCAAAUCAGAAAAGUCUGGCACCAAGAAGUUGAAGCUGAAAGGAGGCACAGCAGUGGACCCAGACUCGGGUCUAGAGGACGUGGCGCACGUGUACAAAGACUACGACGAGACCAAGUACACGGUCGUGUUGGGACAGACCGACGUCGUCGCCAAGAAGAACUCGUACUACAAGAUGCAAAUACUCGAGGCUGAUGACAAGAUGAAAUACUGGUUGUUCCGCGCGUGGGGCCGCAUCGGCACGACCAUCGGCAGCAGCAAGGUGGAGAAAUGCAAGAAUGUGGACGAAGCUUUACGCAAGUUCAAGGACCUUUAUAUGGAGAAGACUGGGAAUCCUUGGGAGAGGCGAGAUCAUUUUGAAAAGGUGCCUGGUUGCUACUGCCCCGUGGACGUGGACUACGGUGACGACGAGGCCAGCGCGAAGGUUCUGAAGCCUGACGACAAGUGCAAGCUGCCCAUGCCCGUGCAGAACCUGGUGUUGACCAUCUUCGACAUCAACGUCAUGAAGAAAACUUUGCUGGAGUUUGAGCUGGACACAGAGAAAAUGCCACUCGGAAAGUUGUCAAAGAAACAAAUAAAGUCCGGCUACAAAGUGCUGUGUGACCUGCUCAAACAUAUCGAGAAAGGAAUGGCCAGUAAGAACAAACUCAUCGACGCAACUAAUAGUUUCUACACUCUUAUUCCGCAUAAUUUCGGUGUUCAAAACGCUCCAAUGCUGGACAAUGUAGAGCUCAUAAAGAAGAAAACCGAAAUGCUGGACAACCUCUUAGAAAUUGAGAUUGCGUACAGCUUGUUGAAAUCUGAUUCGGACGACUCGGACAUGAGUCCAAUAGAAGCGCACUACCUGAAGCUGAAGACGCGGAUCGAGCCCGUGGCGCGCGGCGGCGCCGAGUUCCAGAUGCUGGAGCAGUACGUGCGCAACACGCACGCCGCCACGCACUCGCAGUACACGCUCGAGAUACAAGAGGUAUUCAAAGUGGUUCGCGAGGGCGAGGACAAGCGCUACAAGCCGUUCCGCAAGCUGCACAACCGCCGCCUGCUGUGGCACGGGUCAAGAGUCACCAACUUCGCAGGGAUACUGUCGCAAGGUCUCCGCAUCGCGCCGCCCGAGGCCCCGGUGACGGGCUACAUGUUCGGCAAGGGCAUCUACUUCGCGGACAUGGUGUCCAAGUCGGCCAACUACUGCUGCAGCAACAAGGCGGCUCCGGUCGCCGUCAUGUUGUGUGAAGUGGCGCUGGGCGACAUGCAAGAAUGCUCAAAGGCCGAGUACUUCACCAAGCCGCCGGCUGGCAAGCAUUCCGUCUGGGGCAUGGGCCGCACUCAGCCGGACCCGGCUCAGAAUGUGGUGCUAGAGUCGGGGACUAUAGUGCCCUGUGGCACGCCGCAACAGCGCGAUGUGAGCACGUCGCUGCUGUAUAACGAAUUCAUCGUAUACGACGUGGCGCAGGUGAAUGUCCAGUAUUUGUUCCAGAUGAAAUUCAACUUCAAAUACUAAAUACAUACAGUGGAAACUGCUGCAUUGCAACGAAUGUACCUACAUAUUGCCAGUUAUUAGAAUAGCAUGUUUAGUUUUAAAAUUAUGUUGCUGUCAAGCCUGAUGAUCAUGUUCAAGAAAUGUGGAUUACAUUAUUAUGUUUAAACUAGGUUUUAACCGACAGCUACGAAGCUUAGGAGGAAUCCUCGUAUAUUUUUUUACUAUAAUUCCAGGGUAAAGCUCAAGAAUAAUGUUGAGUUAAUGUUUUAAUUAAGAAUGAUUUUAUAUUUGCUGUGUUGUCCACCGUAUUGAUUGUGAUAAUUGUUUAUGUUAAUUCUCGCUCGUGUUACCUGUUAUGUAUUAAAAUAGCAUCACUAUGUUAAUGAAUGUUAGUUAUAUGAAACAAUAUUUCUGUAACACAUCUGAUUAUUUCAUCCCACAUAUUGUUAUUUCAUCACAUUCUUAUAUUUCAAUAAAAAAUACAAUUCUACAUAAUGUACCUACUUAUU
Messenger RNA from Plutella xylostella (diamondback moth), 4237 nucleotides. RefSeq names its product poly [ADP-ribose] polymerase 1. Gene Ontology annotation, biological process: protein poly-ADP-ribosylation; double-strand break repair. The record is from RefSeq and is a predicted model, not a curated record. Lineage: Eukaryota; Metazoa; Arthropoda; Insecta; Lepidoptera; Plutellidae. Gene Ontology annotation, cellular component: nucleolus; nucleus. Gene Ontology annotation, molecular function: DNA binding; NAD binding; zinc ion binding.